Molecule: messenger RNA, 8526 nt
Organism: Odobenus rosmarus divergens (Pacific walrus)
Lineage: Eukaryota; Metazoa; Chordata; Mammalia; Carnivora; Odobenidae
Gene: TET1
Product: tet methylcytosine dioxygenase 1
Exons: 12
Coding region: 211-6630 (2139 amino acids)
Biological process (GO): oxidative demethylation; positive regulation of transcription by RNA polymerase II
Cellular component (GO): nucleus
Molecular function (GO): DNA 5-methylcytosine dioxygenase activity; DNA binding; zinc ion binding
Source: RefSeq, a predicted model, not a curated record
GGCGCGAGUUGGAAAGUUUGCCCGAGGGCUGGUGCGGGCUGGGAGCCGGGGGCACGCGCUCUGCCCUCCGAGCCAGAACGGGCCGGUGACCAAAAUCUUGUGCCACUGACUUCAACCAUGGUGCAUCCAGAUUCUCCUCAGAAGUGAGACUUUCCAAAGGACCAAUGACUCUGUUCCCUGUGCCCUUUCAUUUUUUCCUACUCUGUAGCUAUGUCUCGAUCCCGCCAUGCAAGGCCUUCCAGAUUAGUCAGGAGGGAAGAUCUGAACAGAAAGAAAAGCACCCAACUGAAGAAGACAUCUAAGGCAGCCAACAAAAAUGUGGCAUCAGUCAAGACUGUGAGCCCUGGAAAAUUAAAACAAUUAAUUCAAGAAAGAGAUGUUAAGAAAAAAAUAGAACCCAAACCACCUAUGCCAGUCAGAAGCCUUCUGACAAGAGCUGGAGCAGCACGAAUGAAUUUGGAUAGGACUGAGGUUCUUUUUCAGAACCCAGAAUCCUUAACUUGCAAUGGGUUUACAAUGGCUCUCCGAAGCACCUCUCUUAGCAGGCGACUCUCCCAACCUCCAGUGAUCAUAGCCAAACCCAAGAAAGUUCCACCUCCUAAAAAUUUAGAAAAGCAACAUGGAUGUGAUUAUAAUGUAGUUGCUGACAUGGGAGUAAAACACUCAGAGAAUGAAUCAGUUCCAACACAAGUUCCCCUAAUUGCUCCUGAUGUAGAGAAUCUAAUUGGUGUUCAGAAUGCAUCUUUAAUUAAAGGUGAGAGCCAAGAGACAACCCAGUCUUGGUCCCAAAGGGUGGAGGAUUCCAAAAUAAAUAUUUCCACUCAGAGUGACCCUGCAGUAGAGAUCCUUUCUGGGUCAUCGGAAGAGACAUGUGGUGGUGAAGGACUAUUCUCUAAAGAGACAUUGAAUGCUAUCAGUGACUCCCCUAGAAUGUUUGCUCAGGACACUCUGUGUGCUCCUUUGCUCCAAAGAGCAGCCCUCAAGGUUACUUACGAAGGAAACUCCAGCAUUCAGUUAGAAGAUUUGGGUUCACGAGUAGAAUCUCUUAAGCUAUCUGAUGCUUACCUGGAUCCCAUCAAAAGUGAACGUAAUUGCUACCCCACCUCAGGCUUUAAUAAGGUUAUACCUGAAUUGGACCUUAGAAACUGUUUGUCCAUUGGUGGGUCAAUAUAUCCUACCUCAUUAAUAAAACUCCUCUUGGCAAGCUCAGAGCAAGAAACCCUUGGUGCUAAACCAGAUCAUCAAGAGGCACUCAAAGCUAUCCCAGAGCAACAGGAAAUUCCUGAUACCACCCCUAUCAUAGGACAGGCUUUUAGUGCUGUCCCACAUCGAUGGGAAGUUCCUGGUGAUAACAUAAUUCAUGGAGAGGCUCUGGAUGAGACCGUAGACCCACCAGUGAUGCCUGGUGCUAUUCCAGUCCAAGGAGAGGUCUUCGGUGCUAUCCUAGACCAACAAAUCCUCAGAAUGGGUGGUGGUACUGCCUCAGACCCACCUAUCUUUCUUCCUGCUCCUCUAAACCCAAUUGCUACCUAUAAUGCUCUCCCAGAAUGGCUUGAGCCCCAGAGCACUGUUUCAUAUGGGUUUGAGGUCCAGGGCGCUGUGCAGAUUUUGCCUUUGGGCUCAGGUCACACUCCUCAGCCAUCAUCAAACUCAGAGAUAAGUUCGGUACCUCCAAUAAUGACUAUUAGCAAUAUAGAAAAUGAGAAGCAGGUUCAUAUAAGCUUUCUGCCAGCUAACACUCAGGGGGUCCCAAUAGCCCCUGAGCGAGGACUCGUCCAUGCUUCCCAGGGCAUUACCCAACUUUCCCAGGCUGGUGCCAGCACAUUGGAAGGAGGGAGCUCCCAGAUCAGCAUGACCAGUGUGGUUGACAUCAACACCACAGUGGUGUCUAGGCCAGUGUCACUCGCCAGUACCUCCUCUUCUCCUUCCUAUACAACUUUGCUACCUACUUUGGAAAAGAAGAAACGAAAGCGCUGUGGGGUCUGUGAGCCCUGCCAGCAGAAGACCAAUUGUGGUGAAUGUACUUACUGCAAGAACAGAAAGAACAGCCAUCAAAUCUGUAAGAAAAGGAAAUGUGAAGAGCUGAAAAAGAAACCAUCCGUCCUUGUGCCUUUGGAGGUUAUAAAAGAAAACAAGAGGCCCCAGAGGGAAAAGAAGCCCAAAGUUUUAAAGGCAUAUUUUGUCAACAAACCAGUAAAUGGCCCCAAGUCAGAAUCCAUGGAAUACAGGAGGAGCUAUGGGGGGGAACAGAGAUUGGAAUUAAACCCACCUCCCCUCGAAAAUGUAACUAAAAAUGAAGAAAGUAUGACAGGUAUUGAAGUGGAGAAGUGGACGCAACACAAGAAAUCACAUUUAACCGAUCAUGUCAAAGGUGAAUUUAAGGCAAUUGUGACAGAAGCUGAAAAAUUAAAAAAUUCUGAAGAUGACAGGAAAAAAGUCCUACUUACUGACUUAAUUGAGCCUCAGAAAUUGUUUGCACAAACCGUAAGAAAUGGCAUUAAAAAUGUACGCUAUUUACCAACCGAAACAAAUGUGUCUUUUAAAAAAUUCAAUAUUGAAGAAUUUGGCAAGGCAUUUGAAAACAAGUCCUAUAAAUUCCUGAAAGACACUGCCAACCAUAAUGCCAUGAGUUCCAUUGCCGCUAGUACGAGCUGUGAUCAUCUCAAAGGGAGAAAUAAUGUUUCAGUCUUCCAGAAAUCUGGCUUUAACUGCAAGUCUUUUCCAGAUCCUGCAACGUUCAACUUAAAUAGUCAUACUAGUACACACAAUGAAAGUGAUGAACCAAAAUCUCUAGAAAAUAUACCAAGUAAAGAACCAAAAGGUGGAUCUCCAGUUCAACCAAGCCUUCUAUCCCUAAUGAAAGAUAGGAGAUUAACACUGGAACAAGUGGUGGCCAUAGAAGCUCUGACCCAACUGUCAGAAGCCCCAUCAGAAAAUUCCUCACCAUCAAAGUCAGAGAAGGAUGAAGAAACAGAACACAGAACAGCGAGUUUGCUUAAUAGCUGUAAAGCUAUCCUCUAUUCUGUAAGAAAAGACCUCCAAGACCAAAACUUACAAGGGAAGCCAGAAAGCCUUCAUCACUAUCCAUCUUUGGAAAAGCAGAGUUCUUGUGACACAGUGGUAUUCAAUGGCCAAAACAUUUCCAAGUCACACAACAGCUCAGCUGCUAACCAGGCACCUACAAAGUCACAGGAAUACUCAAAAGUCACAAAUUCGGUAUCUCUUUUCAUACCAAAUUCAAAUUCACCUAAAAUUGACGCCAAUAAAAAUGUUGCUCAAGGUAGAAUUACUCUUGAUAGUUCUAAGAAUUUGCACCAUUUGCCACCAUCUAGUGAUAAAUUGGGAUACUGUAACCAGUCACUGGCCAACAGUAAAAAGAUAGACUUGAAAGACGAUCCGUCGUGUCUAAAUACAAUACACAGCAAAAUAGAGGAAGACGUUGCAACACAGUUAACACAACUUGCGUCAAUAAUUAAAUUCAAUUACAUAAAACAAGAGGACAAAAAGGUUGAAAGUACACCAACAAGCCUUGUUGCAUAUAAUGUACAGCAAAAAUGUAGUCAGGAGAAGGUCACAGUACAACAGAAACCACCUUCCAGUGUACAAAAUAAUCAUAACUCAUCAUUGACAAAGCAAAAGAACACAACACAGAAAAAGACAAGAGCUACCCCAUCAAGAGAUCGGCGGAAAAAGAAGCCUAUAGUCAUAAGUUGUCAAGAAAAUGAUCGGAAAAAGCAGGAACAGUUGUCAUAUGAGUAUAGUAAGUUACAUGACAUUUGGAUAGCAUCUAAGUUUCAAAGAUUUGGUCAGUUUGGUCCACACGACUUUCCCAUUCUCUUGGGAAAAAUUCCUCCCCUAACCAAAGUAUGGAAACCACUGACUCAAACGAGUUCAGCAUUAGAACACAAAAAAUUAUUUCCUCCACUCACUCAGAUAAAAUUUGAGCGUUAUUAUCCUGAAUUAGCACAGGAAAGAAACAUGAAGGUUGAAUCGUUGGAUUCUCUCCCAUUAUGCCAGUUAAAAACAGAAUCCAGUGGACAGGCGUUUACAGAAAAAGUUGAUAAUUCUCAGGUACAGCCAACAGUGAAUGUCAAUCAGAAAGCUCAUCCUUUACUCCAGCCCUCCCCUCCAACUAACCAGUGUGCUAAUGUCAUGGCCGGUGAUGACCAAACACAGUUCCCGCGGAAUGUUAAAGACCAACUCAUGCAUCAGAAACUGCCAACAUUGCCUGGUAUCUCUCAUGAAACCCCCUUACCAGACCCAGCACAAAUUCUCAGGAAUGUCAAUGUAGUAUGUUCAGGUGGAAUUACAGUGGUUUCUACCAAGAGUGAAGAGGACAUCUGUUCAUCUAGUGUUGGAGCUUCAGAAUUUUCCCCAAUAGACAGUGCACAGAAAAGUUUUAAUGAUUAUGCCAUGAACUUCUUUACCAAUCCUACAAAAAACCUGGUGUCCACAACGAAAGAUUCUGAAUUGCCAACCUGCAACUGUCUUGAUCGAGUUAUACAAAAAGACAAAGGCCCAUAUUAUACACACCUUGGGGCAGGACCAAGUGUUGCUGCUGUCAGGGAAAUCAUGGAGAAUAGGUAUGGUCAAAAAGGAAAUGCAGUAAGGAUAGAAAUUGUAGUAUAUACGGGAAAAGAAGGAAAAAGCUCUCACGGUUGUCCAAUUGCUAAGUGGGUUUUAAGAAGAGGCAGCGAUGAAGAGAAAGUUCUUUGUCUGGUUCGGCAACGGACAGGCCAUCACUGCCCAACAGCUGUGAUGGUGGUGCUUAUCAUGGUAUGGGACGGCAUUCCUCUCCCCAUGGCUGACAGAUUGUACACGGAGCUUACUGAAAACCUAAAGUCAUACAAUGGUCAUCCCACAGACCGAAGAUGCACGCUCAAUGAAAACCGUACCUGUACAUGUCAAGGAAUUGAUCCAGAGACUUGUGGAGCUUCGUUCUCUUUUGGCUGUUCAUGGAGUAUGUAUUUCAAUGGCUGUAAAUUUGGUAGAAGCCCAAGCCCUAGAAGAUUUAGAAUUGAUCCAAGCUCUCCCUUACACGAAAAAAACCUUGAAGAUAAUUUACAGAGUUUGGCUACACGAUUAGCUCCAAUUUAUAAGCAGUAUGCUCCAGUUGCUUACCAAAACCAGGUAGAAUAUGAACAUGUUGCCCGAGAAUGUCGGCUUGGCAGCAAAGAAGGUCGUCCGUUCUCUGGGGUCACUGCUUGCCUAGACUUCUGUGCCCAUCCCCACAGGGACAUUCACAACAUGAAUAAUGGAAGCACUGUGGUUUGUACUUUAACAAGAGAAGAUAACCGCUCCUUGGGGGUUAUCCCUCAAGAUGAGCAGCUGCAUGUGCUACCGCUCUACAAACUCUCAGACACAGAUGAGUUUGGCUCUAGUGAAGGAAUGGAAGCCAAGAUCCAAUCUGGGGCCAUUGAGGUGCUCGCACCCUGCCGUAAAAAAAGAACGCGUUUUACUCAGCCAGUUCCUCGUUCCGGGAAGAAGAGGGCAGCAAUGAUGACAGAAGUUCUCGCACAUAAGAUAAGAGCUGUGGAGAAGAAAUUCAUUCCUCGGAUCAAGCGCAAGAAUAACUCGACAACAAACAAUAGCAAGGCUUCAUCGCUACCGCUUUUAGGGAAUAAAACUGAAGCCUUGCAACUUGAAAUAAAAAGUGAAACUGAACCCCAUUUUAUCUUCAAAGGUUCGGACAACACUAAAACCUACUCAUUGACCCCAUCCAUUCCUCACACAUUGAAAGAGGCAAACAUAGUUCCAGGUUUCUCCUGGUCCCCUAAGACUGCGUCGGCCACAACAGCUCCUCUUAAGAACGAUGCGUCAGUUCCGUACGGGUUUUCAGAAAGAAGCAGCAAUCCCCACUGCACAGUGCCUUCUGCGAGACACAGUGGUGCUAAUGCAGCUGCAGGGGAAUGCACUGGAAUUGCACAGCCUGGCGACGUGGUUUCUCUUCCCACCUUGUUGACUCCCAUGACAGAUACCCUGGUUUAUUCUGAGCCUCCCACUGGUCCGUCUGAACAGCUACCUUCUAAUCAUUCAAACCAGCAACUCCCAUUCACCACCUCGCCUCAUGACCUGGCUUCCUCUCUGGUGGAAGAAGAUGAGCAGCAUUCUGAUGCAGAUGAGCCUCUAUCUGAUGACCCCCUCUCAGACGACCCCCUGUCACCCACUGAGGAGAAACUGCCCCACAUCGAUGAGUAUUGGUCAGACAGUGAACACAUCUUCUUGGAUGCCAACAUUGGUGGGGUGGCAAUUGCGCCUGCCCAUGGCUCCGUUUUGAUCGAGUGUGCCCGGCGAGAGCUUCACGCAACCACUCCUGUCGAACACCCAAACCGGAAUCACCCCACACGCCUCUCCCUUGUUUUCUACCAGCACAAAAACCUGAAUAAGCCCCAACAUGGUUUUGAACUGAACAAAAUUAAGUUUGAGGCUAAAGAAGCUAAGAAUAAGAAGAUUAAGGCCUCAGAGCAGAAAGACCAGGCAGCUAAUGAGGGUCCCGAACUGUCCCCUGAAGUUAAUGAGUUGAACCAAAUUCCUUCUCAUAAAGCGUUAACAUUAACCCAUGACAAUAUUGUCACCGUGUCCCCUUAUGCUCUCACACAUGUUGCAGGACCCUAUAACCAUUGGGUCUGAAGGCUUUUCUCCCCUUCUUAAUGCCUUUGCUAGUGCAGUGUAUUUUUUCAAGGUGCUGUUAAAAGAAAGUCAUGUUGUCGUUUACUUAUCUUCAUCUCACCCAUUUGAAGGCUGAGGUAAAAAAAACAAAAACAAAAAUAGGGUGGGUAUUUCUUAACUGUGACUAUAUUUUGACAAUUGGUAGAAGGUGCACAUUUUAAGCAAAAAUAAAAGUUUUAUAGUUUUAAAUACAUAAAGAAAUGUUUUGGUUAGGUGUUAACCUUGAUAGAAUCACUCAGUUUGGUGCUUUAAAUUAAGUCUGUUUACUAUGAAACAAGAGUCAUUUUUAGAGGAUUUUAACAGGUUCAUGUGCUAUGAUGUAAAAUCAAGACACAGUGUUAACUCUACACAGCUCCUGGUGCUUACCCACAUCAACAGUUAAAAAUAAGCUGCAUUAUUAUUUCAUGGUGCCAUCGUUCCAACAUCUUCCAAUCAUUGCUAGAAAAUCGGCGUAUUCCUUUGAAAUAAACCAAUGAAAUGUUUUCUCUCUCAAGAUAUCUCUCCUGUAUAAAAUAAUUCAUUAUUGUUAAUAAUGGUUGGAGGCUGUUCAUAAAUUGUAAAUAUAUAUUUUAAAAGCACUUUCUAUUUUUAAAAGUAACUUGAAAUAGUAUAGUAUAAGAAUCUUAUUGUCUAUUGUUUGUGCAUAUUUGCAUACAAGAGAAAUCAUUUAUUCUUGCUGUGUAGAGUUCCAUCUUGUUAACUGCAAUAUGUAUUCUAAUCAUGUAUAUGAUUUGUUUUUUUUAAAAUGUGUCCUUUCUCAUGCAGAUAUUAGCUACUUAUAUAAAAUAGUUAGAACAUGCAAAAAUUGUUAAUUUUCUCUAAAAUCGGAAUUAGGAAGCAUAUCACCAAUGUCGAUUAACAUUUUAUUUGGAACUAAGUAAGAGUGGUCUCUUCUGAUUUAUCAAGCAACAGUGGCUCCAAUUUUACUUUCACCCCAGCUUUCUCAAUGUCAUCAUGAAAGGUUUUUGCAAAAGGAGAUGGGACAUUGUAGGAUUCAGAAGAGUCAAAUGCUUCUAACGUUUCAAGGUGAUAAAAUACAAAAAUUAAGUAGCAAGAACCCUACCCAUCCCAAAUUGCCUUAUUUGUUCUGAAAGUCAUUCGGGUACAGAAUUAGAAUAAAAUUCCCACAGAAAUCUUUUGAAAACAAAUUCCCUAUUGUCGUCACACAUCCACACAUCCCAAACAGUAGGAGUGGUAAUCUAAAUACGGUAUUGCCCAUUAAGAGCUAAUCCAGAGUAGUUUAUCUAAGCGAAUUAGUUUUAGGGAAAUAAAUACUCAUCUUCUCUGGUAAUUGCCUGUGUUCUAGGUAACAGGAAAAUAGGCAUUUCAUUUAUGUUAGCCCUCCCAUAUUUUUUCCCAUCACUUAUUGGCUCAUUUUAUAGCAAAACAAAAGGUAUUGCCCAAACAAAAUGUUUAGAGCAUGAAAUUUCAGUGAAAUACUUGAUUCUAUUAAAAUGCAGAGGUGCUAUAACAUUCAAAGUGUCAGAUACCUUGGGAGUGUGGAAAACCUAAAUAAUGGUGCUUCUCCCUUGGAAAUGCCAUAGGAAGCCCACAACUGCUAACACUCAACAAUUUUGGUGCAAAAGCAAAUAGUUCCAGCAAGCUCUAAAGAAAAACUCAUUGUAACUUAUAUUAAAAUAAUAUAUGGUGCAAAGUAUCAGUCUCAAGCUUUUGACUAAUCCAAGUAAAGGAAUAUGAAGGGAUUGUAUAUAACAAAUAUCCAUUGGUAGACCAUCAUCUUGUACAAGUAGAUUUCUGCUUCUUGAAUAUGUAAAAUAGGGUGAUUCGUUGACUUGUUUUAGUAUUUUGUGUGCCUUAGAUUUCCGUUUUAAAACGUAUAUUUUUGUGAGCCUAAGG